GGAAACAUUGGAAAAACCAAUGCAAAAUCAUACUAGUUGUUACAUUUGCAGCUCACCCAAUUCCCAAAAUCAUAAAAUUCCAUUUUUUUCACCUACUAAAUCAAGCUUCUUGUUCACCAUAUAAUUCAAUUUCCUCAAAUUACAAUGGGCAAUGCUUCUUCCAUGUUGACUCAAUAUGACAUUGAAGAAGUUCAAGAACACUGCAAUCACACAUUUUCACAGCAGGAGAUACUUUCAUUGUAUCAAAGGUUUUGUCAAGUGGAUCGAAAAGGGUGUGGAUUUAUCUCUGGAGAAGAGUUUCUUUCGGUGCCUGAAUUUGCUGUCAAUCCUCUUUCACAGAGGCUAUUCAGGAUGAUCGAUGGGUUAAAUUUCAAAGAAUUUGUGGCAUUCUUAUCAGCAUUUAGUAUUCAUGCUAGCUUGCAGCAAAAGGUUGAAUUUAUCUUUAGGGUUUAUGAUUCAGAUGGGAAUGGAAAGGUGACGUUCGAUGAUAUGCUGGAGAUCUUGCAGGAUUUGACUGGACAAUUUAUGUCUGAGGUUCAACGAAAGCAAGUUUUGACGCGUGUUCUUGAGGAAGCAGGAUACAGUAAGGAUUCUUCACUAGUCCAAUCUGACUUCCUAAAGAUUCUUGGCAGCUCUGAUGUGAAGAUGGAAGUUGAAAUUCCAGUAGAUUGAAAAAGACUUUACUGUUACUAAGUGAGGUUCAUGUAAUUGCACCAUACUAAGAGUUAAUAACUCCUUUUCAACUGCUUGAUUUAAUAAUGUCACUUGUUAUAAGAGUGUGUGCUACUUAACAAUGUAUACUUUGAAUUUAAGCCCAUGUUGAAAAGGAUUUGCCGGGGCGAAGCUCUGUGUGACCAAGGAUGGUCAACUAAA
Messenger RNA from Nicotiana tabacum (common tobacco), 873 nucleotides. RefSeq lists its product as uncharacterized. Gene Ontology annotation, molecular function: calcium ion binding. NCBI's taxonomy places the organism in Eukaryota, Viridiplantae, Streptophyta, Magnoliopsida, Solanales, Solanaceae. The record is from RefSeq and is a predicted model, not a curated record.